Impatiens glandulifera is the source of this 1770-nucleotide messenger RNA. Its product is annotated as xylose isomerase. The transcript is spliced from 20 exons. Gene Ontology annotation, molecular function: xylose isomerase activity. NCBI's taxonomy places the organism in Eukaryota, Viridiplantae, Streptophyta, Magnoliopsida, Ericales, Balsaminaceae. Bases 27 to 1517 code for a protein of 496 amino acids. Gene Ontology annotation, biological process: carbohydrate metabolic process. The record is from RefSeq and is a predicted model, not a curated record.
GUGGGAAGGAUCUUCUCUACUGGUUUAUGUUUCUUCAACUUAUAUACUUCCUCUCCUUGCAGGUUGACUUGUUUGUGAUAACUUUAAAAAAAAUGAUAGCUACAAAGUUUGCAAUUUUGUUUCUAUGUCUCCAUGUGAUCUCCUUGUUAGAGGCUGCUGGAAAUCCACCAACAUGCCCUGCUGAUAAUGAUAGUAAAUGUGGUGAUUGGGAAGGAGAGUUUUUCCCAGGAAUUCCCAAGAUUAAGUAUGAGGGGCCUUUGAGUAAGAACCACCUUGCAUUCAAGUGGUACAAUGCUGAAGAAGAGAUCCUUGGGAAGAAAAUGAAGGAUUGGAUGAGGUUCAGUGUCGCAUUUUGGCAUACUUUUCGUGCGACAGGAGCCGACCCUUUUGGUGCACCCACAAAAACUUGGCCUUGGGAAGAUGGUACAAAUUCUUUGGAUAUGGCCAAGAGGAGAUUGAGAGCAAACUUCGAGUUCAUUGAGAAACUUGGAGUAGAGUUUUGGUGUUUCCAUGACAAGGAUAUUGCUCCAGAUGGCAAAACUCUGGAGGAAACCAAUGCUAAUUUGGAUGAAGUUGUUGCUCUUGCACAAAAGCUCCAGGGAAAGAAAUUCCAUUUGUUAUGGGGAACAGCACAGUUGUUUGCAAAUCCUCGUUAUAUGCAUGGUGCUGCAACCAGUUCUGAAUUAGCUGUAUACGCUUAUGCAGCAGCUCAGGUCAAAAAAGCUUUAGAGGUCACCCAUUAUCUUGGUGGAGAGAAUUAUGUUUUCUGGGGAGGUCGAGAAGGUUACCAAACACUGUUGAAUACUGAUAUGGGCCGAGAACUUGAUCAUCAAGCAAGAUUUCUCGAAGCAGCUGUUGCCCAUAAGAAGAAAAUUGGUUUCAAUGGAACACUAUUACUUGAACCUAAGCCACAAGAACCUACAAAGCAUCAGUAUGAUUGGGAUGCUGCAACUACUGCAAAUUUCUUGCGGAAGUAUGGUCUCAUAGGGGAAUUCAAACUGAAUAUCGAAUGCAAUCAUGCUACAUUGUCUGGUCAUAGCUGCCAUCAUGAGCUUGAAACAGCAAGAAUAAAUGGUAUACUUGGAAGUUUUGAUGCUAACACGGGAGAUGCUCAAACUGGAUGGGACACUGACCAAUUCUUGACAGACAUAUCUGAAGCAACUUUGAUUAUGCUCACCGUCAUUCGGAAUGGAGGAAUUGCCCCAGGGGGGUUCAAUUUUGAUGCCAAACUACGAAGAGAAAGUACAGACGUUGAGGACUUAUUCAUUGCCCAUAUAGUUGGAAUGGAUACCAUAGCUCGUGGCCUUAGAAAUGCAGCUAAGUUGAUUGAGGAUGGUUCAUUGCCUGAGCUUGUUCGAAAGCGGUAUCAAAGCUUUGAUUCUGAGUUGGGGGCUUUGAUAGAGGCUGGGAAAGCUGAUUUUGAUAGUCUUGAGAAGGUGGCCUUGAAUUCCGAUGAGCCUAAGGUUCCAUCAGGCAAACAGGAACUAGCUGAGAUGAUUUUCCAAUCUUUUCUCUGAGAGAGGAAGUGGAGUUAAUCAAAUUCACACCAUUAGAAAGAACCAAGCUAUAUUAUCACUUUAGUUGCAGCAAUAAAUUUUCAUUUUCUUUUUGUUCCAGUUGAGAAAAUAUAGUGGAACUGGUCUGUUAAUAAAUCUUGUUUGAUUCUCUUCAUAUAAACACAGUUACCCCAGUAAGCUUAUUCAGUGAAGAAAUUGACAUAUUUAUUUUAAUAUAAUUGCCAUGGUAGUUUAUUUAUUGGAUUUACUAUUC